CUGGACGGGAAGUAGGCGGGGCCGGCCAAGAGCAGCUCGUGGGGAGCACUGCGGCAAGCUGGCAGAGUGAAGACCUGACUGAGGACCAUCUCACCCCAGCCUAGCUGCAAGCCCCCCGGGAUGCACUGGGCAUGGCCUCUGGAGCCCCACAGAACAGCAGCCAGAUGGCCUGUGACAGCGAGAUCCCAGGCUUCCUGGACACCUUCCUCCAAGACUUCCCAGCCCCACUGAGCCCGGAAAGCCCUUUGCCAUGGAAGGUCCCAGGGGCAGUACUGAGCCAGGAAGAGAUGGAGGCUGAGCUAGCUGAGCUAGCAAUGGGCUUCCUGGGCAGCAGGAAUGCUCCUCCACCGUUUGCUGCAGCUGUGACCCACAAGGCAAUUUCCCAGCUACUACAGAUAGACCUUUCUGAAUUCAAGAAGUUGCCUGAACAAGAGGAGGAGGAGGAAGAAGAGAGAGCCCUUGUGACCUUGCUAGAUGCCAAAGGCCUGGCCCGAAGCUUCUUUAACUGUCUUUGGGAAGUAUGUAGCCAGUGGCAGAAGCAGGUGCCGUUGCCUGCCAAGGCUCCUCAGCGGCAGUGGCUGGUCUCUAUCCAUGCCAUCCGGAACACACGGCGCAAGAUGGAGGAUCGGCAUGUGUCCCUUCCUACUUUCAACCAGCUCUUCGGCUUGUCUGACUCUGUGGACCGCGCCUACUUCGCUGUCUUUGAUGGCCAUGGAGGAGUGGAUGCUGCAAGGUAUGCCUCUGUCCACGUGCACGCCAAUGUGUCACACCUGCCGGAACUGCUCACAAACCCGGCAGCGGCCCUCAAGGAAGCCUUCCGGCGCACUGAUGAGAUGUUUCUCUGGAAAGCCAAGCGAGAGCGACUGCAGAGUGGUACCACAGGUGUGUGUGCACUCAUCACGGGAGCAACCCUCCAUGUUGCCUGGCUCGGAGACUCCCAGGUCAUCCUGGUACAGCAAGGCCAGGUAGUGAAGCUGAUGGAGCCACACAAACCCGAGCGACAGGAUGAGAAAGAACGUAUUGAAGCACUGGGUGGCUUUGUUUCUUUCAUGGAUUGCUGGAGAGUCAACGGGACCCUGGCAGUGUCUAGAGCCAUUGGGGAUGUCUUCCAGAAGCCCUAUGUGUCUGGCGAGGCAGACGCAGCAUCCCGAAAACUAACAGGCUCAGAAGACUACCUGUUGCUUGCCUGCGAUGGCUUCUUCGAUGUUGUCCCGCACCAGGAAGUCUCGGGUCUUGUCCACAGCCACUUGAUCAAGCAGAAGGGCAGCGGGCUGCAUGUGGCUGAGGAGCUAGUGGCUGUGGCCCGUGACCGGGGCUCCCAUGACAACAUUACAGUCAUGGUAGUCUUCCUUAGGGACCCCCAAGAGCUGCUGGAGGGUGGAGCCCAGGGAACAGGGGAUGCCCAAGCAGAUGUAGGAGGCCAGGACUUGCCCACUGGCCUCUCAGAACUUGAGGCCAAUACCUCAUAGAGAAGCUAAGUGGUCCAGGCCCCAGGCCCCAUCCUGACUCUCCCUUUGCCCUUGUGAUCCUCCCCUUCAGAGACCUUAGAUCCAACAGGUAGAGUGGGCAGGGGUGCGCACCCUCACAGUGUUCCCUUAGCACCCAGCCCUUCAUGCUGCCUGCCACAGUCUGUCCUCAGAACCGCAGAACUGCAGUAGGCAGCAAGUGGAUCUCAGAAGAAAGCAUAGGAAAUGACCUCACCAAAGAGAAGAUGGCUGAGGUGGUCUCGGCAAUACAGGACUGAGGACAGAAACCACAGGCACCUGUUGGCAGCCGAACCAAAAAUGCAGGUCAGGUCUUAGGAGACCCUCCCACAGACCUUUCAGGCCCGUCCUGGGGUAAGAUCUGCAGCUAGGUGUCUGGCCCAGGUUUGUGACUUCUCACUAUACCCGUGGCCAGGAGGCUUUGGUCUGUACUGAGAGACAAGCUCGCAGUCCUGCUAGGCUGCUGGCUUCCCAAAAAGGAGACGUUGGCCUUGCUGGGAGGAGCCCCAGAGGACUGGCCCACUGCCACUCUUAACUGAGUACUAAGGCCACUAGGGUCUUCUAGACCUCUCUUUCCUUGAGUAUCCGAGGGAGGUGAUGUCAGAUGCAUGUGUGUUUUAUUUGUGUGCUUAGAUUUAUUGCAAGGAAAGGUCUAAUCCAGAAUCAGUAUUCAGGUUUUAUCAGUGCCAAGCUGACCCACAAGGUCAUGUAAUUUAAGCUAAGCUUAGCAUUUAUUUUGUUCCUGAAAACUUAAGUAUUUUACUUUUUUAUGUAUUCAUGGAGACAUUUGCAGUAUUACUGAUUUUGUUUUCCUAAAUCAGGAUGGAAACAAACUUUUCUAGGUUGUGUUAAUAAGCCAUUGAAGUGCCUUAAACAGCUUUGGCGUAGAUGAGAGCUGCUGGGCCCACCGUGGAUCCUGAUAGGCAGACGUGUUCCAUUCUCAAAAAAGCAGCCUUUGUUGUGGGAAGGCAUGCUUUGGGCUGGCAUGCUUUCUGGGAAGGUCCUUUUGUGUUUCUGGGCACCUCAUAACUUCCUUGAAGUGAUCAGCAGAGGCUGUGACUGUGGGCAUCUAGGGUGACAGUGGCCUCCUUGCCUACCCUUGGGGUCCAGCUGGAAACUAGAAGUUUCGGAAUCUCUUGGUAUAUUUGUAGUCACGUUGAGUCCUUGAGGCCAGUGCAUAGUUAAGGAACUUUGGCAAGCCCAGCGGUCCACCUCCUUGGGGAGGCUGCUUGCCACAUGGUCACCACCUGUCUCCUGUGGCUGGUGUCCUCUGCUGGAGUUGAGACCAUGUAAUUGAGUCCAUGGUCAAAGUCUAAUAGGAGUCAUCCUAAACACUCAGAUAAUUGGCCACCAUAAUGACUAGGUAUUGCUCAUCUUGAAGGCCUGGUGCCCUCUCUCAGCACAGGGGUGUGGUUGUUGGUUCAGCCAGCCUUCCUGUAGCAAUGACCUUGAUAGAAGGAGAUACUGACUUUGGUUUUCUCCCUUUUUUGCUAAUCUUAUUCUGUUCAUUGCUGGUAAGAGUGGAAUUCAGGCCCCAUAGAUGUCCCUUGAUGGUCUGAUUCAUUAAUACAAAGUUGUGCCAGAUAUCAAGGCCUAGGUGUAAAGGGAAGCCCCAUUCCCAGGCUUCUCUGAGUGCCUCCCCUUCCCCUCAGUCCAUCUGCAGUGGUGAUAGCCAAGCCCCUGCCAGGUAGUAGUCCAGGACCAUCAUUAGGCACGGCUCCAUCCUUACCUAGUGGCCAAAGGAGAACACAUUGCGUGCUGUUUAGGGCUGGCCUUGUGCUAGUUCAUAGACACAGAGAAAGACUGUUCUGUUGUGACUGGAGCUGCCAGUAUCUAGCCUACAAGACUUCUUGGCCACUCCCUCUUCAGGCUCUCAUCCCAAGAGGAUCCCCUAGCCAGAAUGUUCCUACUUCUUAAGUCUCAGCUUUGCCGCCAUCUCAUUGCAUGAGCUGAACAAGUCACUGUACCUUUCUGACCUCAGUUACCCUUUGGUAAGGUAUGGAGGGGGUGCACAGCAAUACCAGGCCCUCCAGCCUGGAGUUUGAGAGGUGUCGGAGCUGCUCAAGGUGAGCAGCUGCCAGAGCAGAGGAGCCCAUCCUCCACCGCCAGUAGAGAAGGGUUAAAGUAUUAUUGGUGUCUAUUCUUAAAAUUAAGUGGGCUGGAAAAGAGCUGAGUUACAGAUGCCAGUGUCUUGCAUGGAUACAAAAGCUAAAGCAGUCGGGCUGCCUCCCAGCUAAGCCCGUAGGAGGAAGAGGUGGGAGGGCACAGGCAGGCUUUCAGGGUUUUAGUCAGAAACCAGCAUAGGACGUGGUGUGUUGUAAAGGGUGUCGAAGCAACGUAUGUGCAGCCUACCUUUGGGUGUCUCGGGACUCAUGAUGGGAGAGGCACAGGCACCUGGAGGGCUUGGGAAAGCCUGUGCCCCUACUGGUCACCAUGAUCUGUCUGCCCCUGCCCUUUUGGGUCCUGCAUGCAGUACCCCCUCUCCCCGUGGUAGGUUUCAGCAUGGGGUUCCUGUGUUCCUCAGCUGUAUUCUCAGGGCCAAGAGGACAGCCCUGGCCAUACUGUAAGAAAGCCAGGCCAAAUUGUAUAAAGCAAGCUGUGUUUCUGGCUCGCCUGCCCCGUAGCCUUCAGGGGUCAUCUUCCAGAGUCCUGUGCUUUCGCUGGCCUCUGCACCCAUACCACGCACACUGAGCUUUGCCAUAAACAUGCCGUGUGGGCCUUGCCAAGGGUUUAUUCAAGGGGCUUCCUGGGAGCCAUGUGCAACGGCAUGUAUUGUUCUAAGAUACCAUGUUUCUCUAAUCUUAGGGACAAGUCCCACGUUGAUGAGCUCAGAAGGACAGUCUCCUGGGGCCCAUUGUACUGUUGUCAAUAAACCAUAUACUCAAGACUCCCGAGUACCACUUUCAUCUCUCCCCUCUGAGUGUCUGUAGUUACUUCUGUAUCACUGACAAAAUGCUUAGCUGAAACCCCUUAAAAAAGGAAGGUGUUAGCUAGAGAUAUUCUAGAGAGUUUACCCUGUGGUUGGUUCCGUGUGAUUACACAGACAUGGUGGCAGGAGCAUGUGACUUUAUGGGUGUCUACCUCCAAGCCAACCCAGGAAGUGUGAAGAGAGGUGACCAGGGACCCACACCAAGUGAUCUGCUUC
This is a messenger RNA of Chionomys nivalis (European snow vole), 4629 nucleotides long. It is a transcript of the gene Ppm1f, whose product is annotated as protein phosphatase, Mg2+/Mn2+ dependent 1F. Gene Ontology annotation, molecular function: cation binding; protein serine/threonine phosphatase activity. The coding region runs from base 132 to 1469 and encodes 445 amino acids. Gene Ontology annotation, biological process: protein dephosphorylation; negative regulation of protein kinase activity. Lineage: Eukaryota; Metazoa; Chordata; Mammalia; Rodentia; Cricetidae. The transcript is spliced from 8 exons. Gene Ontology annotation, cellular component: cytosol. The record is from RefSeq and is a predicted model, not a curated record.